Messenger RNA from Cydia splendana, 3951 nucleotides. RefSeq names its product protein fem-1 homolog A (gene m-cup). Gene Ontology annotation, cellular component: cytoplasm; nucleus. Gene Ontology annotation, molecular function: protein binding. The transcript has 13 exons. The record is from RefSeq and is a predicted model, not a curated record. Bases 96 to 2081 code for a protein of 661 amino acids. NCBI's taxonomy places the organism in Eukaryota, Metazoa, Arthropoda, Insecta, Lepidoptera, Tortricidae.
CUUUGUGUUGUGAUUGAUUGAUUUCCUAUUUGUUUUGAACUCGAAUCAUUUCGCAUUUUUUCUCAUCGUAUCAGAAAGAAUAGUUAAACAUAAUCAUGUGGGACGAGGAGACGGAGACGGAGUGUGUCAGCGAUAUAGUGAGGCUGACGGCUUGGAAAGCUUCGGAUACGUACGGGGUCCUUUACAAUGAUCUUAUGCAGGAGGUCAAACACUCUGCGCCGGGCGCAAGGCUCUCGGCACGGCUGAGAACAGCACUUGAAAGACUAUCCCCCGAUGACCGGCGCCUCCUCUGCUCCCGUACUCGCGACGGCUGCGCUCCCCUCUUCAUAGCCUGCCGGCGCGGCAACCUGGAGGCAGUGGAGUAUCUCGUCCACGUGUGCAACGCGGAUCUGGAGCAGCGCGGCGUUUACGAGGUCCCAGACGAGCGCUCAGUCCACUGCGUGACAGCGCUCUGGUGCGCCGCGGUCGCCGGGCACCUGCCCGUGCUCCGGGCUUUGGCCGACGCCGGCGCUAAACUUGAUGCUGGCUCGGACUCUGGGUCUACCCCCGUCCGGAGCGCCUGCUUCAUGACGCACCUCGACAUAGUCAAAUUCUUAGUGGAACGCGGUGCCGACAUACACCGGCCGAAUCACAAUGGCGGGACGUGUCUCAUUAAUUCUGUACAAUCGUUGCGGCUUUGCACGUAUCUCAUAGACCAUGGAGCUGAGGUCGAUGCAACAGACAUGCAACACAAAACCGCCCUGCACUACGCGAUCCAAGAGCACCGCUUAGAAACUGCGCGUCUACUGCUAGCAAGAGGCGCCGACCCGCGCCUUACUUCUCGAGCCGGUGACGAUGCGUUACGUACUGCCGCUCUGAAGGGAGCUAGUCAGGUGGUGGCACUGUUAGCGGCGCGCGUCCGCUACGGCCCCUCCCGUCUCGCCGACGCAUACGAAUUGUUAGGAGCCACACAAUUGGACGAAUUCAACGAUGUAUCCGCCUGUCUGGCUGCUUGGCGACGAGCCACUGCUCUGAGGCACGCUACGGGACAAUACGUGCCUAAAGUACCUGAACAGGUAAAUAAAUACCGACAAAAAAUACUAGAAAAAGCCCUGCUAUAUAUGCGCGAAUGGCGCACUAUGGCAGAACUAGAAGCGUGCGCGGCCGACGCCGACACUCUGCGCAUACAGGCCCUGCUGGUGUGCUGCCGCGUGUUGGGCAAGGAACACAAAGAACACGUCUUUCGACUCAUGUACCGUGGAGCAUCGUACGCAGACUCUUUCCGUUACCAGCGCUGCAUCGACUUAUGGACUUGGGCGCUCGAGAUACGGCUCGAAAAGGAUUCUAUUCUGUACCCUGAUACAUGCCACACAGCGUGCGCGCUGACGCGGUUGCUGCUCGACGCACGCGGCGCGCUCCCCGCCCAGCCACAUGAAGAUGUGGUACACAUUGCCGAGCUGCUGGUGAACGCGUUACCUGAGGCCCGCGAAUGGCUCGUGCCACGUCCCGUGUUCAAGAAACAAGCGGACACGUUCGACCGCGCGCUACGGUGCCUCGCGCACCUCCUACACCUGAUGCUCGACACUGCCACUACCGAUGAAGAACGGGCACAUGCACACCGUCGAAUGCGUCGCGUAGUCGAACUCCAGCUCCGCUCAGCGCACACCUGCGACACACUUCUCCACCUCUCCGUAUCUCGCCUGACAGUCAUCCGUUCCUCUUAUUGUGGGGAGGAAGCAGGCGCCCUGUUCCCUAGCGCGAGUCUGGCUAGGGCAUUACUAGGUGCAGGAGCGGACCCGCUGCGGCGCAACACGGCCCGCUGCACGGCCCUGCACGUGGCCGUGCUGCCGUACAACUUCAGCUCGCCGCUAGUGGAAGCCCUACUAGCCGGCGGCGCGCACCUCGACCAGCCCAACAAGUUCGGCGACUCGGCGCGCGAGCUGCUGGCGCUCAACGCCGGCAGCCAGGUGCGCCCGCUGCGGCACGUCACGCUCAAGUGUCUGGCCGCUAGGGCUCUGUGCAGGCACGCGCCGGGCUUGGCGUUAGACUCCCCAAUGAUACCUAGGCAUCUAGUGCAGUUCUUGGAUUUACAUCGCCCUUAGUUUGUUCCAUCUUGUCACUUUUCCGUUUUGUCACAAUUUCUAAUUUGUCACAUUUCAGUUUUGUGACAAUUUCAAUUUAGUCACUUUCAAAAUUAGUCACAGUAUUAUGUAACAUUUAUAUUUUCUCACAAUUUUUAUUUACUUCGCAAAAUAUUCUAUUUUGUCACAAUUUCAUUUUUCUUGCUCGCAAGAUCUGUCACACUACCAUUUUGUCACAUUUCAGUUACAAUUUUGUCAUGUUUUCCAUUUAGUCACAUCGGAAUCCCAAAUCAAUUCCAUUUUGUGUCAUAAACGUCAACUGUGCCACACUGUUGUCACCAUGGUCUAAUAAAACAUGGUCUUCUAUUCCCAGAGUGACACAGGCCUACGUCACAAUAACAUGGCCGCUAUAUAUAGCGCUAUCGCAUAUUAUCAUAUAGCGCUGUCGCAUGAUGACGUAGGCUUGUGUCAGUUAGGUGACCUAGAAAAGACGGGAAUAAAGUACCAGGCGGAGUAUAUUAUUAUACCAUGGUUGUCACUAUAUUUACAUUACUUCGGUCGGCAACACGCAUGUAAUAACCCUGGACUUGCACGCGUCCAUAAGCUAUGGUAGCCGCUUACUAUCAAGCGGACCGUAUGCUUGUUUUCCACCGACGUGGUAAACUUACGUUUGCAGGAACACUAAGUAUUAGUAAUGUAUCAUAUUCGGUGUAUUAUGUACUUUCCUGGGACUAUGUACCCAAAUCAACAUGUAUAAAUAAAAAUAUGUAAGAUUCUUGUAUGUAACCACUGUAUUAGGUAUGCAACUUUAGAAAAAUUCGCGAACGGCAGGAUUGUUGAAAAACCGUUAAUUGGUACCUAUAUUUGUGAUAUUUUAGAAAAAAUCUCGUUAUAAGAGACUGAAAUUGAUCAAAUUGUAAAUUUUAAAUAUAACGAUUAUUUAUAGGUUAAAAAUUAUGUAAUUUAUUUUUAUCGUCGUUUGAUCCUUUGAUCCCAAAUCACCACAUUUAUUUAAUAUAUCCAAUUUCCGAAAUCGUAUAGGUACCUAAAGGGAAAUAAAAAAAAUCAUUUCUAAAUAAAAAAAAACAAUAAAAAAAAAUUAAGAAAAAAAAAUAUGAAUAAGACUAGAUUUUCUAAAUACUUCUAUGAAAUAUUUUCAGUAUUAAUCUAGUUUUCACAAAUCGGGAAAGAGCCAACCGCGGUCGAAAUUCUUCUGUCUCCCUGUGUUUCGAUUUUGCUAUUGUAGGGACAGAGACGGGUAUAAAUUCCCCUUUUGUCCACCACGGAUAUAUUUAAAUGUGGUGAUUUUGGAACUAGCUGUGAGCUAUGUAACUCUUAAGCUCUGUUUUCCUAGAAUUGCGGUGCCGUCUCCCUACAAAAUAAUGCGGCUAAAUAUGAAUGAGUAGUAUUUUGUACGGAGACGGCCGCUAUAUGACGGCACCGCUAUCCCAGGAAACCAGAGCUUUAGGUCCAUCAUUGUACCUACCAAAAUAACCAAUCAUGUAAUACUGUAUCAUGUAACAUUGUAGCAGUAUAACCGUUGAUUUACUGAAUAUUUCAUAUACUGUGACCGUCACACGCUCGGCCCGAUUCGAAUUUUAAGAUACGUCAAAUAUUACGUCUAGAUACGAUAUGUCAGUGUCGAAAGCGUUUGUUUAAAAAGACGUCAUUUUUGCCACUUACAUAUCUAAUCCAUAUCGUAUCUAGACGUAAUAUUUAACGUAUCUUAAAGUUCGAAUCGGGCCGUAAGUUUGUACUGAGCAAUUGUCAAAUUUAAAGCCUAAUUAUUGGCUUUCACACUAUGUAUGAGACUAUGAAAUAAAAACACCUAAAUUUAUUCACUACCCGUUGUCAUGAUAUUAAAUAAAACUGCAUGUUACUAGUUCGAAAA